AUGGAAGAUAAUACAGCUCAAAUUGUAUCCUUUAUCUAGCUUGUUGAUCUAAUGCGCUUACUCUAUUCCCCCCUAAAUAUUUUUUUAAAAAAUUAUUUUUUUAAUAUUUUAAUUAAUAAUUUUAUAAUUAAAUUUAUUUAUUUUUACCCUGGGAGAGUUAGCUUCAAAUUUCUUCAACCAAGCUGCUGACCUUCUUCAAUCCCGAGUUUCCUUCCACCCUAUCGAAACUCCAACUUUAGACAAACAAGAAAAAAGAAAAAAAUGCAAAUUACAAUACAACAAAUCUUGCUAUCAGCUUUUCAUGCUCGAAAGAUCCAAAACCCUUAAACAAAACCCUGAAAAUGCUCGUAUAUUUUAUUUAGCGUUAAAACUUAGUGAGAUUUCUAAAUUAAUUUCUCAAGAAUGGAAAACUAUGCCAGACGAAGAAAAGAAAAUCUGAAAAGACAAGGCCGAUCUCCUUAGAGGUAUAGUAAAAAACCCUAAACAUAAUGAUGAAAACCCUAAGCUUUCUCUGCUAAAGCUUCUGGAGGAUGAAGACGAUAUUUUUGACGUUUCACAAAACCACAAUGUAGCAAUAAAAAAUGAGUCGCCAAGUCAAACUGAUGAGAACACUGAAAGUGAUGAAGAGGAGCCUAAAAAGCAUAUGAAGCUUGAAAGUUGCUAA
Messenger RNA from Blepharisma stoltei, 664 nucleotides. Lineage: Eukaryota; Ciliophora; Heterotrichea; Heterotrichida; Blepharismidae. The record is from the annotation of a GenBank genome assembly.